CCUACUCAUGUCAAUGAUCUCACUACUGUAGACUAAACGGAGUAUAGUAGACUUGUUAGAUAGCAGACAGGCGGCGCACGCGCAACGGCCCAGUAUUACCUCAGUCGUCGCCGCGGUGCCUGACACAUGGUAACAGCAUGUUCCUGCAGUAGCAGCCGUAUCGUAUCCGAUGGUAACGUUCCGGAACGAAUUAACAGCUGUCAGUGUGUAUUGACGUCCUAUUCUGAAAUAAAUUACUGAUUGUUUGAGAUGCCGAAUACUCGUGAAGUUCUAGUGGCCAGGUGCAAAGAAUAUGAAGGCGUUGUGCUCUCUUAUUGUUGUUAAUAUAUUUAUUGUAAUAAAAGUUUUCGCCGAACACAUUGAUACUGAGGACGCGAGAAGAGAUGCGAGAGUGGUGGACACGAGUGACAAUCUAUAUGAACAUACGCGGAAAUUAAUAGUUGUGAAAAAAGACAAAAAUACAAAACCCUUGUAUUCCAAAUGGAGUCGAUGGAGUUAUUGUCAUGGUGGGAAGAAGACCAGGCGGCGACAUUGCCUGCACCGAGAAGUAUGUGGAAGUGCACUACGUUUAGAAAUUGCAAGUUGCAAGAGAACAAACGACAUGCGUCAUGCGACAGUACGAGACAAAGUCAAAAGAAAAUCCGUACAAAUACAAGUGCAUCCACGCCAGUUGAAUGUGGAUGAAAUUCAGAAGAGAUUUCGGGGGUAUUCACCGUGGAGCCCUUGGAGUGUGUGUUCUAGAAAAUGUACUACAGUUAGACGAAGAAUUUGCCAAAGACGGAUGUUUUGUGGUCAAAAAGUAAUAAGGCAAUCCGCUUAUUGCUACUUGGAAGGCAGCUAUUGUCAACAUUGGAUUCGUGGUAGGAUGCAGAGGCGAAAGGACCCAGAAUAUAGAUUAGUGGAGACAAUGUCUGUGCCAGUGCCGGCGAUUCACCCAGAAGAUGUACGCGUAUCGCGUACGACGAUGCCCGGGUGCGGUCGCCUCGGCCGGUACCGCGGCUCACCGACUGCGCGGAUGCGUGCGCGCAUGCAGGACAUGAUGCGCAUCAUAGGCGGCAGGCCAGCUCCACCUGGCAAAUGGCCGUGGCAAGUUGCUGUGCUUAAUCGAUAUAAGGAAGCAUUCUGCGGCGGAACAUUAGUAUCACUACGCUGGGUAGUAACAGCUGCACACUGCGUAAGAAAACGGCUUUAUGUAAGACUGGGAGAAUACGACCUCAUGAUGAAAAACCGUGGGGAAAUGGAGAUGAGGGUUAUCGAAGCUGUUAUACAUCCGUUAUACGACCCUGAUACUGUAGUCAACGACGUGGCCAUGUUACGAUUACCAACAUCAGCGAGACCGGAUCUGGGUCACGGGGUAGCCUGUUUACCUCAUCCGCAACAGUAUUUACCCCCGCACACAAGCUGUAUCAUAUUGGGCUGGGGAAAGAAACGGCCUACAGAUUUGCAUGGUACCAGAGUUCUACAUGAAGCACAGGUUUCCACGAUACAGCAAGGAGUAUGUCGCCGCUCUUACUGGCAAUAUGCGAUCACAGACAAUAUGGUAUGUGCUGGACGCGGUCGCAGAGAUUCUUGUGCGGGCGAUUCGGGUGGGCCUUUACUGUGUCGAGAUCGAAAUAUGCGGUAUUAUUUACAGGGGAUAACGAGUUUUGGCGAUGGUUGCGGGAAACGUGGCAAAUACGGUAUAUACACUCGUACAUCUGGUUAUGUACUUUGGAUGCGAGAUAUUAUAAACAACAAGUAUUUUGAUUGAUGGAACUACACUAUGACAAGAAUACGCAUUAGAGACGCAGUUGCUGUUAACCGCAACUUUAAAGGGCGUUAUACAUACACGGUGAAGAUGCUAUAAUGAAUUAACUUUAAGAUAAAAUAUAGGUAGUUCGCCAUAUAACUUGAUGUGAAUAUUUUCAUUUUAAAAUAGCUUAAGAUAUUCAGUUAUAAGGUAGGUGUAUCGUAACAUAUAUCGUAACGAUACUUAGAUACUGAAAAGCUUUUAUAUAUUAACUUACCCGUGUAUAAUACCUAAAUGUGCUAUAAUAUUUAAAUUAAAGAAACCAUCUUAACAGUAUGUGACGCCCUUAAGAGUUAUGAAAAGAAUUCUGUUUACAAAUUUCUAUUUAUAAAUAAGGAAGCGUGUAAUAAGUUUAUAUUUCAAAUUUAUGUUUGUUUCAUAUUCUGAUACAAAUUAACUUGUUAAUAUUAUCAUAUUUGAUGUAAAAGGAUACUUAUGUUUUUGUUAUAUACAUAUUAUUUAUAUAUCACGUGCAUACAAUAUUUUAUUCAAUAAUAGCUAAUACCAUUUGAUUCUCGUCGUGAUACUUUCGCAGAAAGAAAUUACAAAUGAUAUUGUGGCUCUUCUUUAGGUUAACACAGAUAUGAGACGCGGAUGGAACUUAGGUAAAGGCGCCCUUUAUAUUUUAAGUAGAUACAAAUAUUUGCGGUGGGCACGGGGUACCAGAGUUUGUUAUUGUUUAAAUACCCGUGCUUCAAAAUUAAAUGACGAGGUCUUUUACUGAGUAUGGUUGUAAAGUGCAAAGGCUCGUUACAGUUUCAAGUAAAUUCUAAAAUAAUAUACUAGAUAUAAGAUAAUAUCAUAAAAUAAUAAAAAAACAAAAAUAAAGUCCUAAAGGCCAUAGAUACUAUUAUGAUACACUAACGUUUACGGAAAAAGAGCUUAAUAAAUUUAAAUUAAAUUUUAACAAAGUUAACCAUAAAAUAGACAAUAUUGACAUCAAUUUAGGCUCUAACUAAUUGCUUUAGAACAAUAUUUUGUAUUAAACAUACAAGCAGUAAUAUCGUCAAAUAGGUUUCUUUCCAGAAAAUAUAAAUAAGGUUUUCUUGUAAAAUUAGGAUUUUGCAGUUGUUUCCUUUUUAAUCAAAUACAAUAGGUAAUGUAUAAGAUCAUUGAUUGGACAUGACAAUCUAGAAUAUCUUUUUACUGUUGUUGCCAUACAGUAAUUAUCUUUUUUAUAUCUAUAAAAGAUAAAGUUAUAAUUGCAAUAUAUUAGUAUUUAUUCUUACAAAAGAGUCCUUCAGGGCUAUUAAUAUGUAUUUGUUGUUUACGCUGUAUAAAUACUUUUCAAAUGAAUAUUUAGACAAAUGAAUAUUUGGUUCGUUAAACAAAUAUUUAUUUUCGAGUUCUCUUGUUAUGAAAAAUUACAUCUACUAGUCUACUAUUAGAAAAAUCUUUAUUCAAUCAUUGCGUUUUCUAGUAAUUUAGCAUAAUGUACAAAUUGUAAACACGUUCGGGAAUAAAUAGACAAUACAAAUCAUAAAUACAAUCAUGACAAUUUUUUUUUAAUAGUUGAUAAACACACUAUAAAAUAAUUAAUUUAUGCCCAUAGUAAGAAGGGGUAGGUAGAAAGGGUAGUAUCACAUAUAUUACAAGAUAAGCACUUAUCUAAUUAUAAAAAAUAUAUCAGUUAAAAGUACCCUAUUAUUAUGUUAUUACCAUUAUAUUAAGAAAAGCAAUAGCUAAGAAGUGCGAUUAGAUACAAUAUUGUUAUAAGAUUUAUACGAUGCUAUGUCUGAAAUUCAGUAUAAAGAAUGUCCAGAGCUUAGUUGAUGGGUUAUAUCAUCCCUUCAUACAAUUACAAAUAUUUGAUAAUUUUGUGUAUUUUUUUCGCGGUUUCAUUAUGUUUAGUGAAUAAUGACAUGUAUAUAUAAAAUGUUUUAAUUUUAGAUGGUUGUAAUGUAGUGGAAAAUUUAAGAAGAGAAGGUGGAAAAAGCGUUAUAUCGAGAAAGAGUGAAUACAAAAAGACUGCCAUCAUAGAAUGUAUGGAGAUGAUUGAAAAAGAAUAAUUAUAUUACAUUAGCUUUUAUCCACAACAUCGUUCCCGUUUCCAGGGUAUCUUAAUUAACCGUAAUAAAUAAUAGUCUAUAAUAGUCCUCCUUCAUCCCAUAUAGUACGUGUACAUCAAAUGUCAUGACGAUUGCUCUAAGAGGCAACAAACAUAUAAACACACUCACUUUCUCUCUCUCUCUCUCUCUCUCUCUCUCCACACACACACACACACACAUAGGCACACGCACACGUGUAUAUAUGUAUAUAUAUAUACAUUUAAAAAUUUGUAAGGAUAAAGGCAGGUAUUACAUUGCUUACAUAAAAUAUAAAAUUUAAUACAAUAAUAUUAUUUAUAUCUGUUUAUUGACUAUGCAUAUAUUUUUUUUACUUAGUUCUAGAUAGCUCUAGAACAAUGCCAUGAAUAGACUUAAUUUCAAUUGAGACUACCUUAUCGAGUGUUAACUUUUAGGUAUUUUGUGAUAGUAAUUUGUGCCAGUCAAGUACGUUUUAUUAUACCCAUUAACCGGAGAGAAGUAAGUUAUUGUUAAUAAUUUAGAAUCCUACAUGACAGUAAUUAAGAAAUGCUUUUAAUUAAAAUAUCAGCUUUAGUAUUUGUAAUUUAAGCUAUAAACAGCUAUAAGUAAUUUUAAAGUUAAUGUAGAAGUGUUACACUAGAUUCCUAUUAUAUUUAAUUAUAUAUUUUUACAUGUAAAAGUUAUUUUGAACUUAAAUGAUAUCUUAUAUUUUACAUAAAAUAAACUUAUACAUUCAUAACUAUAAAAAAGUGAAUCUAAAACUGUUGUAAAUAGCAGGAUGCAUUAAUAAAACAUAUAAUAAUAAUAAUAAGUUUAGUGAAAAAAUACAAGACACGUUUUAUAUAAAAUUCGAUACAGAACAAACAUAAAAAUAAAUACACUGUUCUAAAAAACCUCAGUGUCAACAGCUAGUAUUAAAACUUCAACAAAAACAAUAUAUAAUAUUUUAUAAAUUAUAAUGAACGUAUCACAUCCUUUUAUACAGUUUCAUUUCGUUUAUAGAACAAUAUUAAAUUGAAAUCAACAACUGCAAUUUUGAAUGAAACUUGGUGGAAUAUUAAUAAAAUUUAAUAGAUGUUAGCCAAAGCAAAGACGUGAAAGAUCCCAAAAUAAAUGCCAAUUACAAAGGAUUUACUAAAGAUAUUGGAGUCCUUGUCCUUGGGGAUUUUCUGUUUGCAUUGUUUUUGUUUAGAAAUUCAUAUUCAUGCUAAAAGUCUUUUAUAAAAUUGAUUUCCUAUUUUAUUGAUAGAUAUAAAUAUAGAAUAGUACUUGUAAAUUAAAAGAAAUGAUUUAUUAUACAUAUAAAUAACAUUAUAGCCAAAACAUAGAAAGAGAAUGACAGGUACCAUACUUAAUCUAUUUUUAUGGCCGAUUUUUAAACCUGUCAUAUGUGUUGUGACAUAAUAAAUAGAAAGAUACUAUUCUUAAUCUUUGAUAAAAAUAACUAAAAACAUUAUUUCUAGAAAUAUUGCAUAGCACUAUGUGUAUAGUAAUUCAUCUGAGAUUGUUAUAUGCUAUUUUAUUUUUCAAAUAAUUCUCACUUUUUGUCUCUGAGAAAAACAACAAUCAUUAUCUGGUUUCUAUGACUGUGCUCAAAAUAAAACGUCUCAUUUACAACUCAAACAACAAUUUAACUAAUAUUUUGACAUUUGAUAUUUUUUUCGUUUUGUUUUAUUUGAGAAUAUAUCUCUACAUAUAAAUUAUGAUGUAAUGUACCAACAGAAGUUAUAAGAUAUAUUUAUGAAGUCUGUAUAACUUAUAAUUUAAAUAAUUUAUUGUAAUAAAUAUAUAUUUAGAAUUAUUUUCUAUGUGUCAUUACAAUUGUUACUGUAUAUUUUUUAAUUUUUUUAAAGUGAGAACUUUAUAAAU
Galleria mellonella (greater wax moth) is the source of this 5685-nucleotide messenger RNA. Its product is annotated as vitamin K-dependent protein C. The coding region runs from base 293 to 1750 and encodes 485 amino acids. The transcript has 12 exons. Gene Ontology annotation, molecular function: serine-type endopeptidase activity. The record is from RefSeq and is a predicted model, not a curated record. Gene Ontology annotation, biological process: proteolysis. NCBI's taxonomy places the organism in Eukaryota, Metazoa, Arthropoda, Insecta, Lepidoptera, Pyralidae.